AUGCCAAGACCUGUAAACAGAAACUUAUUAGAUCCAAUAACUGACAGGGAUAUUAACCCUAGGCCUUAUCUUGGCUACAUGUUUGAAACUGCUCAACAUAAUUUAGACUCCGAAAUUUUAAAUGCAAUACGACAACGCUGCUCCACCUUCUUACUGCAAUUACUUAAGGAAUUGCAACAAAGGCUUCCAGACAACUACAAGCAGCUAGAAUCAAUGGUGUUGCUAAGUCCAGAGGAGGCAAUAAAACCAAUUAAAUUAAACACUAUCAUCGUCCUUGCUGAAAUUUUGGGAUUUACAUCAGAAAUAAUAGACAAGAUAAUGCAACAGUGGCACAUUCUACAUAUAAAUAUGUGGCAUUCUGAAGAAAUAGUUCAGUUUUGGGUCGAAGUAAAAAAAAAUUGGAAAUUCUUCCGGCGACAAAAUAUAUCAAGAUAUGAGUACUCUUGCUUUAACUUGCCUUUCACUGCCACAUUCUAA
Molecule: messenger RNA, 477 nt
Organism: Parnassius apollo (apollo)
Lineage: Eukaryota; Metazoa; Arthropoda; Insecta; Lepidoptera; Papilionidae
Source: the annotation of a GenBank genome assembly